Messenger RNA from Trichomonas vaginalis G3, 3117 nucleotides. RefSeq lists its product as uncharacterized. The record is from RefSeq and is a predicted model, not a curated record. The coding region runs from base 1 to 3117 and encodes 1038 amino acids. The transcript has a single exon. Lineage: Eukaryota; Parabasalia; Trichomonadida; Trichomonadidae.
AUGAGUAAGAUCAUGGAUGCGAGAUCAAAAGUUGGAUUUAUUUUACACAAAUGCUGUUGCCAAAAUGCGAUAACUACCCUGACAAUAUUAGUUGGUAUAAUGAGCAUAACACCAUUUUCUUCAACAUUUUCAACAGUUCUCGAAGCUUCAAUUUCGUAUUGCCUUCAAUACGUUUCUGUUCAGGAUAGAGACCAGAUAACUAAAUAUUAUUCAGAAGUAUUUCGCAAGCAUAUCAAUUCAGACGAAUCUGAUCAUUUAUCAAAUCUUUCACAAUUUCUCCAAUCAGGAGGCUGUAAACUGAUUCCUCAACCGAAUAUACUCUUACAAGACUUACUAAAUUUAUCUUCGAAGAUAGGAAACGCCGUUUUUAAACCUGCAGGCUUUUUGAUAGAUUAUAAGCCAGAAAUAAUGUCACAAAUCUUCUGGGAGUGGUUCAAUGCUAAUAAAACAAUAUCAAAUGGGUUAACGUCAAUCAGCGAAGUCAUAAUUUACUCAAAAAAUCUUUUAAUUCCAAAUUGUUCAAAUGAUUUUAUCAAAAGCAUAAUAAAAGAGUGCGAAAAUCGAAUAGAUAACAAUCUCCCAUUCAACGUCAUUGAAACAUCCCUAUUAAUCCUAAAAUGGCUUACAUCAUUAGAAAAAUACGAGCCAUUCAAGAUUUUUCCCAGUUUUGACCACAACGCGUUGAAUGGUCUUGCAUUAGAUUGUUGGGCCGAGUACGCAGUAUACGGAAACCUCACAAAUUUACCAAAUUUUCAAAUCUCAACUGAACAAACGUUCGAAAAAGGGUAUUUACAGAUUCUUUCCAAUGCAGUUAUGAAUCCCAAGUUCUCCUUUAAGACGUUACGCAUUCCUCAUUGGGUUUGGCACUCAUGUUUAUCAGAAUUUGGAUUUCCAUCCGAAAUCCCUCCGAAAUCGAUCCUAUCGUUAUCCCUAAUCGAACUAGAUUGUUGUAUCAAGAUCGCCCACAUCCUUCCCCGUGAAUUUUUUAUACAUGCGAUGCGAUCAAGAUCCAAGAACCCAGAUAUCACAUCCCGACUUAUCCAAAUUGUUUCCUAUACCCCACAAUGUAUCAUGCAGACAUAUUUUUCCGAUUUUGAAGACUUUGUCACUUUCAUUUUGGAUCAUCAUUCACUUUCCAAGGAAUUAUCGAGUUGUUUCCGCAACAACAUCAUUGCUAUACGAGAUUCAUUGCAUAUCCUUAUUAACCACAUCUGUUCCGGCCUUGAUUACUUCAAAGAAGAAAAAAUUUUGGGAAGAUUAUUUUUAUUGAACCAAAUUUUUGUUUUUUCACAUGAUUUAAUAUGUUAUAUUGACAUAUAUGACUCCAUCUGGGAAGCUCUUUCUCUUAUACCCCUUUCUUUGAGUCUUAGUUUAGUUUUAUUUGAUUUUUUCAACGCAUUGGCAAAAUUUGUCAAUAAAGAUAGGCAAAAACGACUUUCCAAGCUAUGUGUUGCCGUUCUAUCAGCUGUUAACAGUAACAACGAGAUACCAUUGUUGAUUGUUAAUGACGACAUAGCUAUGAAAUUCUUUUUUUCUGCGAAAGAAUUUUAUUCAUUUAUUAAUUCAGACUUGAUCAGCGAUCCAGACUAUAAUAUACAGAAGACAUAUGUUCUAUCAUCACCCGCGCUUAAGAUUCUCAAGCAAAUCUACAAAACAAAGGAAAUUUUAGAUUAUAUUUUUUAUAAUUUACCAAAUUUUUUGGAGAUUUGUCCAACAGAGACAACAGCGCUUGCCACAGAACUUAUUGAUGAUUGUUUCUACGAAUACAAGAAGGAAUACUUGAGAUUUUGUACAAAUUUGUCAAAAAUCAUGAAGCAAAACUCAUGUACACCACUUGUUAUGUUGAUAAGUUACUUCCAGACGAAGAUUUCUGUGUAUUUGGACUAUAAAUUCGAUGUUUUGUUGAAAUCUAACAUAAUGAAACUUCCUGACGAUGAAAAUUUAGUUAGAUUGAACAUACAACUCAAUCAUGGUAUUGUUCCUAUGUUAGUUUCAUCAUCGAAACAUUUGUUUUUGAUGUUGGAAAACUGGGCUCCUCCAACUUCUGAUGUUUUUUUGAAUGUCGUGUCUAAAGAAAGCCAAAAAGAACAGAAUUGGAUUGAUGAAAGAUUCAUGAGAUAUUUCUUGAUGGCGUUCGGUUAUCAUCAACCAAAGAAAGAUCAAUUAAAUUGGUUGACAAGAGAAUUUCAAAAAUCUUUUUCUUUGAAAUUUGACACAGAAAAAAUUGAAGGGAAAAGUGACAUUUUGACAGAAUUUUCUAAGUUUUAUCCAUUACCUAAUAAUUAUAAUGCAUUAAGUAUUGCUAGUAUGUAUUGUAAUAGUCCGAAAGUUUAUCCAUUCCUUGUUAAUUUUCUUUCUCCUAUUUGUAAUAAUUUAGUUGAAGAAAAUCCAAAUGAAUUUUGGUUGUUGAGGUUGUUGGGUCAUUUAAACAUAAAAUACAAGUUCCCGGUCGACAGCAAAGAUAAGUUUUGCCGUGCAUUGGGUGUAAGAAAUCGUUGUAUCCCUGCUCCAAAUCCUCAAAAUGCAGGUGACGGUUUUUUGGCGGUUGAAACAUUGACAGCGUAUAAUUCUAAAAUGGAAAAGGAAAAGACUAAUGAUUUGUUGAAACUAUUGAAGUCGCAAAUGCUCAGAUUAAAGUUUGGAUUGAGAGGAAGUGAAGUGACAGAAAAAUUUUUGAGAAAAUUAAUGAAAAGUGACACUAUUUCACAGAAAAUUAAUUUCUUUUUCCAUUUAUCUACAUUUGCUGAGAUUACUAGUAAUCCUGUAUUAUUAGAAAAGAACAAAUCUGUUACUUGCCAGAUGAUUUUGAAUUCAGACAUGAAAUCACCAAUUGUUUUUCGAGAAAUUUUUCUUUUGAUUGUUAAUUUGGUCACACAAUCGAGACAUUCAUUUGAUUCUUCUGAGAUAUGCGAUGCAUUUCUUCAGGCAAUUCCGAAAGAUGUGAAAGAUGUUCAGAUCUAUGAAAGUCUUCCUAUUUUACUCGGAAUUAUCCAGAUUGCAGGAAUCAACGCAAAAGGAACAAAAGAAAUCGUUGAAAGUCUGAAACAUGAAGAGUUUAACUUCGUCAAUGUACAGGACUUCCAAUCUGUAAGGAAAACUAUUAUUAAUUUAUGUUAA